GUGUUUUUUCAAGGAAGAUGCUAACACUGGAAUAAAAUUUUGAGGUCGUCAAUGCAAUAGUACAUGCAUAUAUGUCCUGUCUCUGCAAUCAUCAAGGCAACUGAUUGAUCACUCCUUUGGAUGCCUAGCAUGGAUGGGUGGCUGAGCUUGUGUUUCAUAGCACUAUGCACACCACUCGCCCUCUGGUGUCUCAAGCUCGCCGGCGGCAAGAGAAAGCCACAGAAGUACAAGCUGCCCCCUGGGCCAUGGACUCUCCCGGUCAUCGGCAGCCUACACCACCUCGCCAGCGGCGUUCCGCACCGGAAGAUCACGGAGCUGUGUCGCCGUUUCGGGCCGCUGAUGCUCCUCAGGCUAGGGGAGGUCCCCGCCGUGGUGGUCUCCAGCGCCGAGGCAGCGGCGCUGGUGAUGAAGACCAACGACCCCGUGUUCGCGGACCGGCCGAGCAGCGCCACGGUGGACAUCGCCGGCUGCGGCGGCAGGGGCAUCAUCUUCGCCCCCUACGGCGACCACUGGCGCCAGAUGCGCAAGGUGUGCAUCAUGGAGCUCCUCGGCUCCACGCAGGUGAACCGCAUGGAGGGCAUCAGGGCCGAGGAGACGGGCAACCUCCUCCGCUCCAUCACCGCCUCCGCCGGCGCCGCCACCAUCAACGUCACACAGAAGGUGAUGGCGCUCAGCAACGACGUCGUGACGAGAGCGGUAUUCGGCGGCAGGUUCGAGCAGCAGGAUGAGUACCUCGGUGAGUUGCACAAGGCGUUUGAGCUGCUGGGUGCCUUCUGCCUCGUCGACCUCUUUCCGUCGUCCAGGUUGGUCAGGUGGCUGACCAACGACGAGCGCCGCAUGAAAAGAAGCUACGGCCGCACCCAGCGUAUCAUCACCAAAGCCAUCGAGGGACGCAAGGCCACCAGAGCUGCCGGCGUCGGCGCUUCAGACACGUACGACGAGGACCUCCUAGACGUGCUGCUCAGGCUGCAGCUGGAGGACUCGUUAGAGUUUCCUCUAACCACAGAGACAAUAGGCGCCGUCUUGUUUGAUGUAUUUGCAGGUGCUACGGAGACAAUAGGAUCCGUUUUGUCAUGGGCCAUGUCAGAGCUUAUGCACAAUCCUGACACUAUGGCUAAAACACAACGAGAAAUACGCGAGGUGUUAGGCGAAGACCGAGCUGUUAUUACUAAUAGCGACCUUGCUGAACUCCACUAUAUGCGAAUGAUCAUCAAGGAGGUCCUUAGGUUGCAUCCGCCUGGUCCUCUAGUCCACCGCAUGUCCAGAGAGGAUUGUACAAUUAUGGGUUAUGAUAUCCCUAAAGGCACCGAUGUGUACAUUAAUAUCUUUGCAAUUUCUCGAGAUCCUAGACACUGGAACAAACCUGAAGAGUUUAGACCAGAGAGGUUUGAUAACAACAAUGUGAACUACAAGGGGGCAUACUUUGAGUUCAUUCCCUUUGGGAGUGGGAGAAGACAAUGCCCGGGAAUUCAUUUCAGCUCAUCGGUCACUGAGAUGGUAUUAACAAACUUUCUAUAUCACUUUGACUGGAUGCUUCCUGAUGGACAUAACCUUGCAUCACUUGACAUGUCUGAGAAAUUCGGGCUGGCAGUAACCAAAAGCCAUGACCUUAAACUUAGAGCUAUUCCACACAUGUUGUCCAAAGCUAUGUCAUCGAAGUGAUGCAUAAAUUAAGCUGAUAGGUUAAUUCAUGGCAAUGGAUGUUCAGGUACCUACACUUUCAGCACUUGUCGUACUGUGUAUGGUUGCACCUUUAUGCAAUAGGAUAAGAGAAGUUCAUUACAGACGUUAUGGUAUUGUAUCUACAAAAUUAUCAUAGUGAUUGCUUGUACUGUUGUCCAUAUUAUAUUAUAGUGCAUGACAGAAGUUAUUACAUUGUACUAGAUGAUCGUAUAGAGCAUGAUUGUAUUAGUUCUAUUAUUCUAUAUAGUUUCAUGAACCUCUGAAGAAUAUAUUGAUUAUUAAAUUAACUAUUCGAAUUUCUUUUGGAGCUUA
Molecule: messenger RNA, 1995 nt
Organism: Triticum aestivum (bread wheat)
Lineage: Eukaryota; Viridiplantae; Streptophyta; Magnoliopsida; Poales; Poaceae
Product: zealexin A1 synthase
Exons: 2
Coding region: 121-1662 (513 amino acids)
Molecular function (GO): heme binding; oxidoreductase activity, acting on paired donors, with incorporation or reduction of molecular oxygen; monooxygenase activity
Source: RefSeq, a predicted model, not a curated record